Molecule: messenger RNA, 558 nt
Organism: Trichomonas vaginalis G3
Lineage: Eukaryota; Parabasalia; Trichomonadida; Trichomonadidae
Exons: 1
Coding region: 1-558 (185 amino acids)
Source: RefSeq, a predicted model, not a curated record
AUGAGAUAUAUGAUUGAACAUCCCCCAGAAGAUUACUACAGUAUGUGGGGAAUAAAUACAAAUCCGAACUUCAUGUUUGAAGCUGAUGAUUGUUACACAAACACAUUCAUUAAAUACACUCCAGAGACUCACGAAUUCAUGUGGUAUAGAAAGGCAGAGAGAAGAAGAAAAUGGUCUGAUUUUCCAAUAGCAACCCAUUGCUCUUAUUGUUUCAACAAUUACUCAUUAUAUAUUAAUAAGCAAUUAGCCUUUGCACACACAGAUCAAGCAAAUCACCCAUUCUUAAAUAAAAGCUAUUUGUUUAGAACACACUAUUGCAGGCAUGAUAUACAAAGAUACUAUCCAAUGAGACCUGCAAAGAUAUUUAAAGAUGAUACUGAACUUGCUCCACCUGAUCCAAGGUUUGCUUAUUUACUUGAUCCUAAUUUCACUCUAGAUAUAACUCAAACUAUAUAUACUGAAAAAGAUCUACCGACACUAUGCAAUGAAGAAAAUAAUUGGUGGAUAGAUCCUUCAAAAAGAAUUCUAAAACCAAAAUGGCAAUACAAGCCCGACUAA